AUGGAGGAGCUGCACGAGCUGAUGGAGAUCCACAAGGAGCUGCGCGACUACCACGACGAGCUUCUGUUCCGGCGGAGGUGCCUGGCCGCACGCCUGGUCAGCCGGAUCGCCUUCCAGCGCCGCGACGCCGCCUACGUCAAGCAUCAACUUGGCCUUGGCCUGAAGGUGGGGGAUAAGCUGCCGGAGGAGCUCAAGCAGGCCAGGCCGCCAAUCUCGAUGGCCCUUUUCUUGUGGCAUGAGAUGGGCAGGGCCUUGUACAUAGGCAUGGAUAGCUUCAUGGAUGAGUACAGCAACCAAGAGGAGUACCGGAGAGGGAUGCUGGCGUUGGUCCCCGGGGCUGUCCCCGAUGAGAACGGAGCCCCGCCGGAUUCUGUUGCCCCCCAAGAUCAGUAG
Molecule: messenger RNA, 393 nt
Organism: Triticum turgidum subsp. durum (durum wheat)
Lineage: Eukaryota; Viridiplantae; Streptophyta; Magnoliopsida; Poales; Poaceae
Source: the annotation of a GenBank genome assembly